AUGGAACAUACCACAUCUGCAUACAUUGCAUCAAAUGUGCCAAUGCCCCUACUGGGUGUAGUGCAAUUUGGCCACAGUACAAGCGGCAUUGAUUGCUCACGGUUUCUUGGAGCGAGACACAUCAGUUCAUCGUCACUCAUGGGGAUCGUCAGCUGGGUGCAGGGGAGGCUGGGUGGGAGGACGUCGGCGGCGGCGGAGAGCAGAGGGCUCGCCGCCGGCAACGGCAAUCCUUCGGUGGUCGCGGCGGUCGUUGCGGCAGGCAAGGAGAGGAAGCAUCAGCAGGUUGUUCCUGACGAUCUCGCCGGCGAUCAAUGGCCGACUCCGGCGACUCAUCUCUUCUCCAUCGGCACGUUGGGCAACGACGAGUUGCCGGAGCAGGGGGAGGAGGAGGAGGACCUGCCGGAGUUCAGCGUCGAGGAGGUGAGGAAGCUCCAGGACGCGCUGGCGAGGCUCCUCCUGCGCGCCAGGUCCAAGAAGUAUUCCGAGGCCGUCGCCACCGCCGCCGCCACCGCCACCUGCUGCGGCGGCGGCGGCGCGGACAGUGGCCUGCCGCUCGACAUGUUCCUCAACUGCCCUUCCAGCCUCGAGGUGGACAGGAGAGCACAGCGCGAUCACGGCGGCGGAGGCGCCGCCGUCGGCCUCUCGCCGGGCACCAAGAUGAUACUCACCAAGGCCAAGGACAUUCUCGUCGACGGCAACACCAGAAACACCACCACCAGCGGCGGCGACAUCAAGAACAAGUCAUUCAAGUUCCUUCUCAAGAAGAUGUUCGUCUGCCAUGGCGGCUUCGCGCCGGCUCCGAGCUUGAAGGACCCGACGGAAUCAUCAAUGGAGAAGUUUCUCCGAACGGUGCUCGGCAAGAAGAUCGCUGCCCGGCCGAGCAAUUCACCGGCGUCGAGGACAUACUUCUUGGAGGGUAACAAUGCACAUGGUGAUGACCAUCGCCUUUGUCGCCGCCGUCGUCCUCGUUGCGGCGAAGAAGAAGAAGAGGAGGAGGAGGAGAACAAGGGGGAAGAAAGUUGUAAAUGGGACAGGACAGAUUCUGAAUAUAUUGUUCUUGAGAUAUGAAAGGGGUGUGUGAGUGUGACAAUUGAAACAGCAGGAGCAAGCUGGUGUGAUGUAUAGAUACCUGGUAAAAAAUUAAUCAGAAUGGAGAAAGAAUGGUGAGAUCUCCUAGAUGACAACUCUGCCCACUUGAGUUCUUUUUGCAGAAAUGCAUUAACAGAAAGCACUGGUCAAGUACCAAGCAGAAAUUGGGGUUGCACAUGAGACCUCCCAAAAAUUUUGAGUUACAUUUUGCACACUUCGAAUGUGAAUGUAUAUAUAUACCUGAGUUUCUGAGGUGAAAACAUAUUUUUUAUGCCAUCUAAAAAUGGAAGUUGCCGUAUAUAUAUGAUUCAAAAAUCAUGUGGGCCUUGGUCUUUGCUGAAGUUGCAUGUUGGACAAACUUUACGAGAAUAUACCGUACCAUUGGUACUUGGGACAAGUAUAUAUAGCCAAAACAGGAAAAACCAACCUGCUGCAAAAUGUGCAAUUGGGCGUUGCAUCGGAAGCAACUGACCGGCACAUUUCUGAAUGUUCGUGCACUUCUCUGCCUCUCUUGGGUUAAAAAAAAAAUUUGGCAGAGAAGUGCAACCAAAGCAAAGGUUUCUGGAGGCCAUUGCCAAAUGGCGAUGCAACGCUGCCGCAUCGUGGCCAAAUAUUCGCCAUUCAUGAUGCCGGCUUGGGUGAUAUUUUACCAAAAUUUGAUAUUCUUUGCAAGUUUUGGUAUCACCAAAUUUUAUAUGUGUGUUUGGAUUAUUAUCAAGAUUUUGGUAAUGUAGAUUUAGCGUUGUUUGGUUUAUUACUAACAAAGUAAUUACAAGAAAGCAGGUCUCAUCGUUUGGCAUAUGACUUGCAAGUCGCUAGCAAAAUUUAAAUGUUAAAAUUUAUUUCGAAGUUGAUUUUGAUUUUUUUUUUCUCCAUAUAGUUUAUUUUUCAGUGAUGGCUCAUAAAUGCUAAGGAUAUGUACG
Oryza sativa Japonica Group (Japanese rice) is the source of this 2012-nucleotide messenger RNA. Its product is annotated as protein NEGATIVE GRAVITROPIC RESPONSE OF ROOTS. Gene Ontology annotation, biological process: gravitropism; regulation of growth. NCBI's taxonomy places the organism in Eukaryota, Viridiplantae, Streptophyta, Magnoliopsida, Poales, Poaceae. The record is from RefSeq and is a predicted model, not a curated record.